AUGUGUCUUCUACGCUCCCCUCCAUCGGAUUCUUUGCCGGAUAUAGACUGGUCAAAGUACGCCUAUGUCUUGAGUGCCCACAAUGUGGUUUAUCUCUGCAAUGCCGUCAUGGCCUUUGAGUCCCUGCAUCAGCUAGGGAGUCAGGCUGACAAAGUACUCUUGUAUCCAUCGGACUUCGACUCCGAGGACAAAUCUAUCGAGGGCAGAUUGUUGCGUAAAGCGCAAACCGAGUAUAACGUCAACCUAAUGCCAAUUAGAGAACAAGAUCAACAACACGGCGUUGUGUCGUGGGAAGAAAGCUAUACAAAGCUGCUAGCGUUCAACCUGACCCAAUACAAUCGUGUGCUUACGCGACAGGAGAUGGACGAACUGUUCUUGCUCGAAGACUCUCCAAUCGCCAUGCCACGGGCAUACUGGCUCGGUUCCAGUCUUCGCCCACGGACAUCUUCACUCGUCCUGAUCCAACCGUCGGAGACCGAAUUCAGCCGAGUGUCGGCCGCUGUUCAGCACUUCGCACGCGCCGAUGGGGAAGCCGAGGUCCUCAACAGCCUGUACGGUGAAACCGCCAUCGUCUUACCCCACCGCCCGUACAUCGUUUGUACCGAGGAGUUUCGUUCCACAAACCAUGCAGCGUACCUGGGAAGCCGUCACGCCACUUGGGAUCCCGAAUCAGUUCUACAAGAAGCGAGAUACGUGAAGUAUUCCGACUCGCAGGUUGCUAAGCCCUGGCUCAAGACCCCAAGGAAGGUAUUCGAGAAGGCACAGCCGGCCUGCAGCGUUGACACGACGGCGAGUACUUUGGACUGCCGCGCCCGUGACCUCUGGCUGGGCUUUUACACGGAGUUUGCCGAGCGACGAAAGAGAAUCUGCGGGUCAGACCUUUGA
Molecule: messenger RNA, 885 nt
Organism: Aspergillus homomorphus CBS 101889
Lineage: Eukaryota; Fungi; Ascomycota; Eurotiomycetes; Eurotiales; Aspergillaceae
Product: nucleotide-diphospho-sugar transferase
Exons: 4
Coding region: 1-885 (294 amino acids)
Molecular function (GO): glycosyltransferase activity
Source: RefSeq, a predicted model, not a curated record